Molecule: messenger RNA, 567 nt
Organism: Nicotiana tabacum (common tobacco)
Lineage: Eukaryota; Viridiplantae; Streptophyta; Magnoliopsida; Solanales; Solanaceae
Source: RefSeq, a predicted model, not a curated record
CAUCACUAAAUACACAAGUCUAAAACCUCACCGUUACCUACUUUUCAGUUGGAAUCUAGGGUUUUUGGAUCGUUCAAUCUCAAUUCUCAGAGGAGCAAAAAAAAAAGCAACAAUGUUUCCAGGAUUGUUCAUGCGUAAACCUGACAAAGCAGCUGCUUUGAAGCAGCUGAAGACACACGUGGCCUUGUUUGGUACUUGGGUCGCCGUGAUUCGGGUCGCCCCAUACAUUCUCCACUAUUUCUCCGAUUCGAAAGAAGAACUCAUGCUCGAACUCUAGGUUCUUUAUUCUAUUUGCUCCUCUUUCUUCUCAGCUUCUCUCGAGGAAUGAAUGUUCAUCAGGAGGAGCAAAUAUUUUGUAUGCACCUAUAAACGUCUCCCCUCUGCGGUUACCCUAUUUCUUUCUCGUCCUUUCAUUACCAUAUGCCCCUAUUCUGAAUUUGUUGACAUGUAAUUGGAUAACGGUAACUUAGUUGUUUGAGAUAAAAGCUUGUAGGGAACCGGUUUCCCCUUGUCACUUUUUGUGAUACAUUUAUCAUUUUUUUGGGUUUACUGUUUGUUUCUUGAGUC